AUGGAGCAUUCGGGGGCGAACAAGGGUUUCUUCCAGCCUGCCCCGAUUUUGCCGAACCAGUUCUAUGACGAUGUUUCCUUUCGCAGAUGCUUCAAACUAUUCCUCCCGUUUAGCGUGAUCACGGAGGUCGAGGCUGAAGUCGCAGCCUUGGGUAGGGAUGUCCUCUCCGACGAGGUGUUUGCCUGGGUCACAGAUGCCGAGCGCAACAAGCCCUAUCUCAAGGGCAGCGGCCGCGAUGCCUUUGGUAGAUGGCACGGUGAGCUGGUAACUGGCGAGGGAUGGCGCGAGCUGCAAAAGUUUGGCCUUUCUAGGGGCAUCGUUGCCACCGGCUAUGACACGCCAUAUGGCGCAUUUUCUCGUCCGCUACAGUAUCUUCGUCUGCACCUCUGGGAGGCCUCGUCCGCCAACGUCACCUGCCCCUCUGCGAUGCAAGAUGGCGCGGCCGCUCUUCUCAGGAGGCACCUGGCGUCUAGACGUAUCAGCGAGGCGGAGCGCAAGGUCUUCGAGGAUGCCUAUCGCCGCCUCAUUUCUCGCGACCCAAGCGUUGCCUGGACUAGCGGCCAGUGGAUGACGGAGCGAUCUGGAGGUAGCGACGUAUCUCAGACAGAGACCAUUGCCGAAUAUCAGCCCGAAGAAGCCGAGGGCGCGCUCGCAUCGAGAGAAGGCAAGAUACCUCUCGGACCGUGGAGCAUCAAUGGGUUCAAAUGGUUUUCGUCCGCAACAGACUCCAACAUGACCAUUCUGCUCGCCCGUACUUCCCAAGGCGGGCUGAGCACCUUUUUGGCACCUAUGCGGCGACACGACCCUAAUGCCAAAACCAUGACUGGAUACCCCAAAGCUAACGGAACUCGACUCAACGGCGUCUGGAUCCAGCGGCUCAAGAACAAGCUGGGCACACAGUCGCUUCCAACUGCCGAGCUCGUGCUUGAAGAUAUGCGCGGCUGGAAGAUUGGCGAAGAGGGCAAGGGCAUCCAGGAGAUUAGCACAAUCUUGACUCUCACUAGGAUUCACAACGUUAUUACGGCUUGCGGUUACGUUGGUCGCGGAUUGGGUAUUGCAAGGGCAUAUGCGCGUCGACGAGAAGUCGGGGCUGGCCGCGGUAUUCGGAUGAAGCUGACUGAAAGCGCGUUACAUAUGCGCACUCUAGCCAAGCUGACGGCCGAAUAUCACGGAUUGAUGCUCCUCAGUAACUACUGUGGCUAUCUUCUGGGCAUUUCAGAGCACGAGGCGACGCCGCCAACGUCGGCUCUCGCCGCUCUUACACCAGCAGAUCAGCUCAUCGAGCCACUCCUCCGUAUUGUUGUGCCACUUGCCAAAGCCUACGUGUGCAAGGCGUCUGUCCCGCUGCUUUACUCGUGCAUGGAAUCGCUCGGUGGCGUGGGCUAUCUCGUUAAUGAAGAGCAGGAAUACCUCAACGUGGCUCGACUCUACCGUGACUGCUGUGUCUUGCCCAUUUGGGAGGGCACAACCGACGUCUUGUGCACGGAUAUGAUCCGCGCUCUCAAGCAUCCCAAGACCGGGACUCAGUCGUUGGAUGCUCUUGAGAACUUCAUCAAGACUUCAUACGCCCUCAACAGUGAAGGUGGCGUCGUCAGGCCCUUUGAAUGGGAUCCUGUAGCCAAGUGGACUGCUCUGCGAGCAUAUAUUGACGAAAGGAAGCAGGCUGACCUGGUCGGCGAGGGUAGGGAGAUUCUGUGGGAUAUUGCCGAAAUUCUCAUUUCCCUGUUGCUUUUCGUUGAUGUCAGUACCGAUGCAAACGAGGCAGCACAAGAAAUCUUCCGUCGGUUUAUCGAGGACAAAUUUUCAAGGGAGAAGCGCAAGAGAGAUACCACGGCGGAGGAGCUGAACAGGGACUUGGCUAUUGUGUAUGGUGUAGAGGAGGCAGAGGCUGUGAGCAGGGAGAUUAUCGUUCCGAAAUUGUAACAAAUAGUUGUAUCUUGAAAUUUUCCUUCUUUUCUUUUUCUUCCUGUUGUUUUUCGGAUUUUAGGGAUGGUAGGGAUGGGCAAGGAUCUAGUCAGAAUAUUGCAUUGCUUGGCGGUCACUAUGUACUAUAAUUUAUAUCUAACAAAAUAUUUGGAGUGGCCGGCACUCCGUAGCUGCAAAAUAUAUACAUGAAAGAAGUUGAGAG
Messenger RNA from Trichoderma virens Gv29-8, 2128 nucleotides. RefSeq lists its product as uncharacterized. Bases 1 to 1923 code for a protein of 640 amino acids. Gene Ontology annotation, molecular function: oxidoreductase activity, acting on the CH-CH group of donors. The transcript has 3 exons. Lineage: Eukaryota; Fungi; Ascomycota; Sordariomycetes; Hypocreales; Hypocreaceae. The record is from RefSeq and is a predicted model, not a curated record.